Messenger RNA from Coccomyxa subellipsoidea C-169, 339 nucleotides. RefSeq names its product putative DNA-binding protein. Bases 1 to 339 code for a protein of 112 amino acids. The transcript has 3 exons. The record is from RefSeq and is a predicted model, not a curated record. NCBI's taxonomy places the organism in Eukaryota, Viridiplantae, Chlorophyta, Trebouxiophyceae, Coccomyxaceae.
AUGACGAAGUCAUCACCCGACGACACCAUCGCAGAAUUCAAGAAAGUUGUCAACAUGACACCCGACGAGCUGCAGGAGUUCCUGGAGUCCGAUGACAGCAACAGGGUGGGAUGGUCCAAGGAUGGAGGGGAGAGCGUGGGGCACCAGUCAGGCAGGCGAAUCGUGGAGCUGCUGCAGAAGAGCGAGGAUGAGUGCGACGAGGAUGACAUCAGCCACAUGCGCAAGGUGGUCGGCUAUGUGCACCGGCAUGGCGUGCAGGGGCCGUCCAAGAAUGAUGUGGAGCACUCCAAAUGGCGCUACUCCCUCAUGAACUGGGGCAACGAUCCACUGAAGGAGUAA